UAUACUUCCUCCAGAUUCAACGAAAUUCCCUCGUUAAGUUUAAUUGUGGAUGAAGUGUGGGAUUUGGGUAAAUUGAGUAAAAUUCAUGUUUUCCAUUUAGUCGUGUCCGGAGAUUAGAGAAGUUAGAAUGACGGACAAACAAAACUCAACAAAUAGACAAUGGUUUCGGAGGAGGACUGUUAUGGAAAAGAUAUUGAUGGUCCUAUUAACUUUGAUCACAUUGGGGUUUAUCAUACUUAUCAUUUUCACAUCGAGAAAGCUUUCUUCGAGUUCCAAAGACUCCAACAUAUGCCAAACAGAAGGAUGCAUUUUAGCAGCAUCGAAGAUAAUCCAGAGUAUGAAUCCAAAGGUAGACCCCUGUGAAGACUUCUUCGAGUUUGCUUGUGGCAGGUACACUGAAAAUAAUUACAUUCCUGAAGAUGAAGUCAGCAUCAACAGUUUUUCCGAAGUUGGUGAUAGAAUAACAGAGAACUUCAGGACUCUACUAGAAAAGCCAGUCGUUGAAGAUGAGAUCGUGCCUUUCCAAUACUCAAAAAAGCUGUAUAAAAUGUGUAUGAAUUCUACCCAAACAGAACAGGAAGACUUUAAAUUCUUCAAAAAUAUGAUGAAAGAACUUGGCGGUUGGCCGGUGCUUGAAGGAAAUUACUGGAACGAGAAAAUUUUCGAUUGGAAAUCCACCCAGUAUAAUUUCAGAAAAUUAGGAUUGCACCACACGCAGUUCAUCAGCAGCUAUGUUGGAUUGGAUGCGAAGAAUUCGACAAAACGUAUUUUCACGAUGGGACAACCUUGUGGAGGAUUCGCGAAACUACUCAAAAAGGGUAUGAAUGAGACACUGGUGAAAGCUUACAAUGAUUAUUUAGUGGAUAUAGUUGUGCUUUAUGGGGGGGAUAGAACUCAAGCCAUCAAGGAAAUAAAGCAAUAUUUGGAAUUCCGUAUAGAACUAGCCAAGAUUAUGUUCAUGCCAGAAGAAAGGAGAAACGCAAGUCUCGGAUACAAUAAAAUGACCAUAAGAGAAGUCCAGAUCCGUUUUCCAAGUAUUCCCUGGUUGCAGUACAUAAAUACGAAAUUGGAGCCUUUCGUUACUUUGACCUACGACGACUUUGUUAUUGUUACUGAACCUGAAUAUAUCGAAAAACUCGAAAAGUUGCUGGCGGUUACACCAAAAAGAGCUAUAGCAAACUACAUGUUCAUUUCCAUAUCAGAACAUCGCCUCUUCAACGAUGAAAUGAGAAAGAAAUCGUUGGAUUUCGAAAAAAUUGCUUAUGGAGUUACUGAAGAUAUACCCCUAUGGAAAAAAUGUAUUUAUAGUAACAGUCUACAUCUGGCUCAAUCGUCAAUGUACGUCCGUCAAUAUAUGAAAUCCAGAUCGAAAAAUUCCAUCAAGGAAUUAAUGGUGGACAUCAAAACAACGUUUAUGGAAAACUUGAAGAAAUACACGUGGAUGGACCACAAGACCAGGAAAAGGGCUAUUCAGAAAGCUGAAGCCUUGAGGUCCUACGUUGGCUAUCCUGAUGAACUUCUCGACGAUGACGAAAUCGAAAAAUAUUAUGAAGGGUUAGUGAUAGACGAAAAUAGUUUGCUGAAAACUUCCUUAGCGAAAACGAUUUGGGGUAGAAAUAGUUACCUGAAAAAAUACCAUGAGCCUUACGACAAGAACGAUUGGAAAGAUAAAGCCUUCCCAACUGUGGUGAAUGCUUUUUACGAGCAGACAGACAACAGCAUAAUGAUACCUACAGGAAUUUUACACCAACCGUUCUUCGAUAAUGACAGACCGAAAUACCUAAACUACGGAGCCAUCGGUUUCGUAGUAGGCCAUGAAAUCAUUCACGGUUUCGACGAUCAAGGAAGGCAAUACGAUAAAUCUGGAAAUUUGGUGGAUUGGUGGGAACCAGCCUCGAAUAAAAGUUUUCAAGAGAGGGCAGAUUGCCUCAUCCAGCAGUACGCCAAUUACACCAACGAUAAGAUCAAUAUGUCCCUGAAUGGCAUCAACACUCAGGGAGAGAACAUAGCCGAUAAUGGUGGAAUAAAACUUGCGUAUGUCGCUUACCAAAAAUGGCUGCACAGGAACAAACCUGAACCUCAGUUGCCUGGAUUGAAAUACACUCCUCAGCAACUUUUCUGGAUUUCUGCAGCUAAUAUUUGGUGCUCGAAAGAACGGCCAGAAUACGAAAAACUGAUGAUAUUGGCAGAUUAUCAUUCCCCAAAUUAUUACAGGAUUAUUGUCCCUUUUAUUAAUUCUGGUUACUUUGCCAAAGAUUUCGAUUGUCCUCUUGGAAGCAGGAUGAAUCCUAAGUAUAAGUGUCGCUUGUGGUAAAAAAAGAAAGUCGAACUGUAGCAUUACGUAUGUAAAUGAAAACAUUUUCAAAGAUUAAAAUUUAAAACUGA
Messenger RNA from Harmonia axyridis, 2385 nucleotides. Its product is annotated as neprilysin-2-like. Gene Ontology annotation, biological process: protein processing. The record is from RefSeq and is a predicted model, not a curated record. Gene Ontology annotation, molecular function: metalloendopeptidase activity. Bases 128 to 2314 code for a protein of 728 amino acids. NCBI's taxonomy places the organism in Eukaryota, Metazoa, Arthropoda, Insecta, Coleoptera, Coccinellidae. Gene Ontology annotation, cellular component: plasma membrane. The transcript has 11 exons.